AUGGAUGGACACUCGAGUUCCGGACCCGUCACGGUGCUGCUGCUCGCCGCCCUCACGAGCUCCGUGCUGGGCCAAGGUCCACUGUACUUCUCGGUCGGCGACUCCCUGGUCCUGACUCCCCCGAAGCACGGAUCUGUCAUCACCAGCGCCGUGUGGACCCACAACACGAACCUGGUGGUGGAGUGGGUGAAUAAUGAGCUGGAGUUCUACAGGUUGUUCAAAGGACGGACCGAACUGGACCAGAGCACCGCAAAGCUGACCGUCAACAAGGCCACGCAAAGCGACGCGGGAGAAUACAAGGUGGAGAUCAACAACGUGAUCCAGCCACAAGUCUACAAGGCUACUGGGAUCAAGAAGGUGCCCAAGCCCGAGGUGGUGGUGAGGACCCCAUCAUGUGGUCCCACAUCCGGGAACUGUAACUUCACCUGUCAGGGAGACACCGCCGGGACUCAGCCCCUCACCUACAGCUGGAGGAUGGACUCAGGUGAGUGGGAGCAGGGGCCGCAAACCCUAAACCUCCUCGCUGAUGAGAAGACGAAGCUUGUCAAACAGAUCUCGUGCAGUAUGAAGAACCCAGUCAGUAAAGUGGAGAGCGACCCUCUUGAUAACCCAAUGCACAACCCGGGCCCAGAACCUAACAAUCAAGGCAAGGUGGCUGCAAUUCUAGUGCCCAUCGUGUUUGUAGUCUUGGUUGGACUUGGACUUGGAUUUUGGCAGCUAGAAGCCAUCAAGAAGUUCUAUGCAGGUUCAGAUACUUCUGGGGAGGUCGGGAAGUCCAUCUGUUAA
Limanda limanda (common dab) is the source of this 786-nucleotide messenger RNA. RefSeq lists its product as uncharacterized. The record is from RefSeq and is a predicted model, not a curated record. The transcript has a single exon. Bases 1 to 786 code for a protein of 261 amino acids. NCBI's taxonomy places the organism in Eukaryota, Metazoa, Chordata, Actinopteri, Pleuronectiformes, Pleuronectidae.